AUGGAAAAGCGAAGAACCAGUUGUCCUGGUUGUUCGAGACUUGAGGUCCCCCAUGAGGGCGGCACCAUCCCAGAUCCAUGGAUCAACAACGAUAUCAAGCCUGUCGAGGCAGGGCGACGCAAAUGGGGGUUUUGGACGUUCAAUUACUACUGGGUGCUCAUUAAUUGCAACAUCUCGACCUAUAUGACCGGAAGCUCGUUGAUUCCCUUGGGGUUAUCCUGGUGGCAAGCUAUUAUAGCCAUUGUUAUAGGGAAUAUACUUGCCUCUGUUUUCAUUGUGCUCAAUUCGCUUCCGGGGGCAUUUUAUCACUUGGGAUUUCCAGUAGCGAAUCGAUAUGUCUGGGGAAUGUGGGGAUCACAAUGGGUCAUCUGUAACAGAAUCUUCCUCUCGAUCAUCUGGUAUGCAUUUCAAGCCUGGAUUGGCGGUGAAUGCGUCUAUGUCUGUUUGCAGGCCAUCUGGCCUUCCCUCGAAGACCGGAUUCCUAACCAUAUGCCCGCGUCAACCGGCAUGACCACUGCCGAGUUCGUUGCGUAUAUCGUAUUCAUGGUGAUUUCUCUGCCGUUCGUCUAUGUACGACCACACAAGCUGCAGCUGCUGUUUUACAUCUCUGCGGCAGUCGUCCUCGUCUUUGAGGUCGUGUUGCUCAUCUGGUCACUAGCCACAAUGGGAGACGUCGGGUUUGGAGACACAAUCUCUUCUACUACCAGUUCAUCUGGAUGGAUGAUUGCCUAUGGUAUCAUCAGUACUAUCGGUAGUAUUGCCGCUGGCAUCCUGAACCAAACCGACUACGCACGUUUUGCGCGUAAACCACGGGAUGCGAUCUAUGGGCAGAUUAUUAGCUCUGCCCUCUGUGCCAUUUCGUGUGGUGUCAUCGGAAUCCUUGUGACUGCAGCCACACAGAACCGCUAUGGCGAAGCUAUGUGGAACCUGCCAAAUCUGCUGAGUGCCAUUAUUGAGACCGGCGGCUCUCGCUCUCGCGCCGCCGCCUUUUUCGGAGGCGUAGCCCUUGUGGUUUCACAGAUUGGAGUUAACGUUCCUGGCAACGCUCUUUCUGGAGGAUUCGACUUUGCAGCUACCUGGCCGAAAUACAUCAAUAUUCGACGCGGAGCCUAUCUCACAGUCCUAAUCUCAAUCGCUGCCAAUCCAUGGAAGCUAGUGAAUACCGCCACAACCUUCCUAACCGUUUUGAGCAGCUACUCUGUCUUCGUAGGACCCAUGGUCGGACUUAUGAUCUCGUCAUACCUCGUCGUCAAUCAACGCAAGAUCAAGGUGCCGGACCUGUUUAUUGGAAACAAGAAUAGCAUUUAUUGGUAUACCUACGGAGUCAACUGGCGAGCAGUUGUAGCGUGGAUCUGUGGAGUUGCCCCUUCUCUCCCCGGCUUCAUUGCGUACGUGAAUCCAAACAUCUCAGUUCCAAUUGGGCUGACGCAUUUGUAUUACAUUUGUUUCUUGACUGGCAUGUCAAUCAGCGCCGCUGUAUAUGUGGCUCUUCACUAUGCCGUCCCGGACAAACGACUUCAGGCUUUUGUCAGCUCUGCACCUCCAGCACGGGAGUUGAUGGUGGAGUAUCGGGAGUCGUAUGAUAAUCCAAAUGAGGUAUCCCAUUUGGAUAUAACCCAGGGAAAAAUGGAGGACUGA
Talaromyces marneffei is the source of this 1638-nucleotide messenger RNA. RefSeq lists its product as uncharacterized. The record is from RefSeq and is a predicted model, not a curated record. The coding region runs from base 1 to 1638 and encodes 545 amino acids. Gene Ontology annotation, cellular component: plasma membrane. Gene Ontology annotation, biological process: transmembrane transport; nucleobase transport. Gene Ontology annotation, molecular function: nucleobase transmembrane transporter activity. Lineage: Eukaryota; Fungi; Ascomycota; Eurotiomycetes; Eurotiales; Trichocomaceae. The transcript has 8 exons.